Messenger RNA from Liolophura sinensis, 1618 nucleotides. Its product is annotated as NADH-ubiquinone oxidoreductase 49 kDa subunit-like. The transcript is spliced from 14 exons. Gene Ontology annotation, cellular component: respiratory chain complex I. Gene Ontology annotation, molecular function: NAD binding; oxidoreductase activity, acting on NAD(P)H; quinone binding. Gene Ontology annotation, biological process: mitochondrial electron transport, NADH to ubiquinone. The coding region runs from base 24 to 1424 and encodes 466 amino acids. NCBI's taxonomy places the organism in Eukaryota, Metazoa, Mollusca, Polyplacophora, Chitonida, Chitonidae. The record is from RefSeq and is a predicted model, not a curated record.
AGCGAGCUGUGGAAGUUGGCAAGAUGGCCUCUCGUCUCGGCGCCUGCUUGCGCAAGAUUUCUCCCUCUAUCCUGUCUGGCUUUCAAACACCUAGCUUAAACUAUGGAGGAACAUUAUAUUUUGCACGAGGGGCAGGGAGGUGGGAACUGGACAAGGAGUAUUGGGACAAGUACAAUCGCCCAGUCAUGUACCCCGAUGAGGUGACGUCCCAGUGGACAUCACCUCCCUGGAACCCUAACUCGAUGGUGACAGAAAAGACUGUGCAGAACAUUACCCUGAACUUUGGCCCUCAACAUCCUGCUGCUCAUGGUGUCUUAAGACUGGUCCUUACACUGGAUGGAGAGACAAUCGUGCGAGCUGACCCUCACAUUGGCCUGUUACACAGAGGGACGGAGAAGUUGAUAGAGUACAAGACAUAUACCCAGGCACUGCCAUACUUUGACCGGCUGGACUAUGUAUCCAUGAUGUGUAAUGAACAGGCGUACUCUCUAGCUGUGGAGAAGCUCCUGAACAUCGAAGUCCCCGAGAGAGCCAAGUGGAUCAGGACCUUGUUUGGUGAGAUCACCAGAAUCCUGAACCAUAUCAUGGCUGUAGGAACCCAUGCCCUAGACAUAGGAGCGAUGACACCCUUUUUUUGGCUUUUUGAAGAGAGAGAAAAGAUGAUGGAGUUUUAUGAGCGUGUGUCAGGAGCUCGUAUGCACGCAGCUUACGUGCGACCCGGAGGUGUCUCACAGGACAUGCCGCUAGGGCUGAUGGAUGAUAUUUAUGAUUUUGUGAAGAAGUUUGGUCAGCGAUUAGAUGAGGUUGACGAUGUACUUACUGAAAACAGAAUCUGGAAAGCAAGGACUAUUGACAUUGGAAUUGUGUCUGCUGAGGAUGCCCUUAACUAUGGAUUCAGUGGAGUCAUGCUAAGAGGGUCAGGUAUAAAAUGGGACCUGAGGAAGACACAGCCAUAUGAUGCCUAUGACAAGGUAGAAUUCGAUGUUCCUAUUGGGAAGAAAGGAGACUGUUACGACAGAUACUUGAUAAGGAUGGAGGAAAUGAGACAGAGUUUACGGAUUAUCCUUGAGUGUCUUAACAAGAUGCCAGAAGGGGAGAUCAAAGUGGAUGACAACAAAGUGGUACCCCCGAGCAGAGCCGAGAUGAAGGAAUCUAUGGAAGCUCUGAUCCACCACUUCAAGCUUUAUUCUGAGGGCUAUCAGGUGCCUCCUGGAGCAACAUACACGGCCAUUGAGGCCCCCAAGGGAGAAUUUGGUGUGUACUUAGUGUCAGAUGGCACAAACAAACCCUAUCGAUGUAAGAUCAAGGCUCCAGGAUUUGCUCAUCUGGCUGGUCUUCACAAGGUGUCAAAAGGUCUCAUGUUGGCAGAUGUGGUGGCCAUUAUAGGAACAUUGGAUAUAGUAUUUGGGGAAGUGGAUCGAUAGUACUGCCUGGUGAGGUUUUGCCCCUUUGCUGUAUAGCUGUGUAAUAUUCUGAUCACAGCCACUGGGCUGACCAUCCUUUCUUCUCAACAGUUUGUAGUGAACAGAAUGGCAAAUCAGCUCAGCUGCUUAUUUCUGUAAAACAUUAAUAUGUAAAUACUGUUGUUGUUAAAUAAACCCGAUAUAGAAUGUGACAA